GGGACGAGGCUGGAGGGAGUGCGCUGUGGCUUUGCCUAACCGGAUAACCAGAUAACAGCUAUCUUCCGUACUCUUCGUUUUACUGAAAAGUAAUCCGAUUUCUACAUUUCUGAAGGUGGAUCAAAAAGCCCGACCUUGUGUGUAUUUGUGCUUUUCUGUUCGCGAAAUCUAACAUUCGUUUUCCGUUAUAGAAAGCCAAUGCGCCCACCCAUGCAAUGACAUUUGCUGGAGAGAGAGGAUAAACUAUAGAGGCUUCAUGCAGAACCUCUGGUUUCGAGUAGAGGGUAAUUUACGAGUCUUGUGUUGCGUUUCAAGAGAAAGUAAUAGGUUUGAAGGAGGAUGCAGCAACCACAUUUUUAACCAUGCAUAACCGGGCCGUUUCCGGUUCUUAGGCUGGUGUGUCCCCAUCUGAAACCGUAUGGGGAAAGCGGCAGACACAGAUGGCAUGGACACUUAUACAAGGUCUGCCGCUCUGCCCUGCUAUCGGAGCCUAUUCGCAGUCUCCCACUUCAACCCCGCUCCGUCAUCCGCGCCCCUCAGCCGCCCCAGCACUGCAGCAACGGAGCCACGGCCGACGGCAUGAGGCUUGAUCCGGUCCAUUUCUCCAUGCUGGUCAUCGGGGUCUCUUUCGCCUGUUACGCCCCGAGUCUCAAUUCCCUCCAGGACCAGGCAUACCGAUCCGCCGUGGUCAUCGAGGGCGAGGUGCGCUCCUCACCGGAAAACGUCUCUCGGGACCCGUACAGUGUGAAUGUCAAAGUGCUAGACGUAUGGCCCGUGAACAGCGGCGGACUCGAGCGGGAGCAGCUCGUGACCGUCGGGGACUUCGGUUCCGAGGCCUCGUGCACUAUUGUAGAGGAGAACCACAGAUAUAUAUUUUUCAUGGACCCAACAGGCGAGCCUUUAGUAUUCAAGGCAUCGUUUGCUCCGCUGGACGCCAGCGGAACGGACCUGAAGAAGGAUGUGGAGAGCGUGUUGUGUGAGGACUGCGCUGCGGCCCCUAAGUUGCGGCCGAUGCGGGGCCAGUCUCUAAUGGAGGGGGAGAGACUGUAUCUCAAGUGUGAGGCGUCAGGGAACCCCAGCCCCUCCUUCCAGUGGUACAAAGAUGGCCGAGAGCUCCAGAGGGGAAAAGACGUCAAAAUCAAGACCAAUAAAAAAAAUUCCAAGGUCCAGAUCAACCGAGCGAGGCUGGAAGAUUCUGGGAACUACACGUGUGUGGUUGAGAACACGCUGGGCCAAGAAAACAGUACGAGCGGCAUCAGCAUCCAGAGCCUGACCACUACUCUGUCUCCGGGCUCGAGUCACGCCCGGCGCUGUAACGACACAGAGAAGUCGUACUGUGUCAACGGUGGAGACUGUUAUUUCAUACACGGUAUAAACCAACUGUCAUGCAAGUAA
Oncorhynchus gorbuscha (pink salmon) is the source of this 1395-nucleotide messenger RNA. Its product is annotated as pro-neuregulin-2, membrane-bound isoform-like. Lineage: Eukaryota; Metazoa; Chordata; Actinopteri; Salmoniformes; Salmonidae. The coding region runs from base 580 to 1395 and encodes 271 amino acids. The transcript is spliced from 4 exons. The record is from RefSeq and is a predicted model, not a curated record. Gene Ontology annotation, biological process: nervous system development; intracellular signal transduction; animal organ development. Gene Ontology annotation, molecular function: signaling receptor binding.